GGCGCUUUGCAUGAUGACAUGUCUGCCUGUGUGUGAUUUGAAUCGAUUUAAAUGUCUCCUCUGUCUCUGUGUCCCAGAACGGCAGCGCGGGCUGGGCGGACGAGGCGGACAGCAGCCGGGGCCGGGGAGAGGCCUCCAGGGACUUCGCCAAGCUUUACGAGCUGGACAGCGACCCCAACAGGAAGGACUUCCUGGAUGACCUUUUCACGUUCAUGCAGAAACGAGGAACCCCAGUGAACCGUAUCCCCAUCAUGGCCAAGCAGGUGCUGGACCUGUACAAGCUGUACAAGCUGGUGACGGAGAAGGGCGGCCUGGUGGAGGUGAUCAACAAAAAGAUCUGGAGGGAGAUCACCAAGGGGCUGAACCUACCCACCUCCAUCACCAGCGCCGCCUUCACCCUGCGCACACAGUACAUGAAGUACCUGUACCCGUACGAGUGCGAGCGGAAGGGCCUGAGCUCCCCAGGAGAGCUGCAGGCGGCCAUCGACAGCAACCGGCGCGAGGGCCGGCGCCCAAGCUACAGCAGCAGCCUGUUCCGCUUCUCGCCCUCCCCCAGCACCGCCCCCCACAUCCUCUCCGGCCCCAAGAUGCACUUGUCGGCCCUGGGCAUCGGGGCCUCGGGGGCCCUCAAUGGCCUGCAGUCCUCCGCGGGCCCCUCCCUCAAGAAAGAAGACCUGGCCUCCUCCAUGCUGGGGGUGCGCUCCAACAUGGCGAUGGCGCUGGGCCAGCAGCAGGUAGCCGGCCUGGCCCGCGCGGCCACCCUGGAGCAGCUCCGGGAGAAGCUGGAGACGGGCGGCGGCGAGGGCCCGGAGAGGAAGAUGGCGCGGCUGGCUGAGGAGCAGCAGCGCCUCAUGCAGCAGGCCUUCCAGCACAACCUGCUGGCCAUGGCCUCACAGGUGCCCAUGAACCUGCGGCUGGCAGCGCCCUCAAUCACCACCAGAGGUCCGUCACAUGAAAAGCCGCAGGACAUGUCUCUGAGCAUCUCGACCAACGGGAACGCCAGCAUCACGGUGUCCGUGGAGGUGAACGGCACACUGUACUCAGGGACUCUGUUCGCCCAGAAGUCUGGGGGACCCGCGGGGCCCACCCUGUCGGCCUCUCCGGUCUCGGCCCCCGGUCCCGGGCCCAGCUCCGGCUUCGUCUUCUCUGCCCCGACGGCCCAGACACUCAGCCCGGCCUCAUCCUCCUCCUCCUCCUCCAAGGGCCCUUGCUCGGCGCCGGCUGCCGGAGGGUCCCCAUGACUCUGGAGGCCCUACGUACCCGUGGCCCAGGCUUCGGAUCCGGGCGGAGCCCCAGCAUGAAUUUACAGUACAUUGAGAAACCGAUAGGAAUCGACAAACUGUUGCACAAUUACCUCAUCAGCCAGUCGACCUCCUGGCCGUCCAGAACCCAGAGCCUGAGAUCUGGGCUACGACGCCGCGCCCCCAUGUGUACAGCAUCUUACUCAGCUCACGGACACAUACACACACCCAUAGACACACACACAUAAACACACAUACACACACCCAUAGACACAAACACACACACACACACACACACACACACACACACACACACACACACACACACACACACACACACACACACACACACACACACACACACACA
Gadus macrocephalus (Pacific cod) is the source of this 1608-nucleotide messenger RNA. Its product is annotated as AT-rich interactive domain-containing protein 3A-like. Gene Ontology annotation, cellular component: nucleus. Lineage: Eukaryota; Metazoa; Chordata; Actinopteri; Gadiformes; Gadidae. Gene Ontology annotation, biological process: regulation of transcription by RNA polymerase II. The record is from RefSeq and is a predicted model, not a curated record. The coding region runs from base 213 to 1241 and encodes 342 amino acids. Gene Ontology annotation, molecular function: DNA binding. The transcript has 7 exons.